Molecule: messenger RNA, 1766 nt
Organism: Drosophila erecta
Lineage: Eukaryota; Metazoa; Arthropoda; Insecta; Diptera; Drosophilidae
Product: TBC1 domain family member 20
Exons: 4
Coding region: 471-1616 (381 amino acids)
Biological process (GO): positive regulation of GTPase activity; endoplasmic reticulum to Golgi vesicle-mediated transport
Cellular component (GO): endoplasmic reticulum membrane
Molecular function (GO): GTPase activator activity
Source: RefSeq, a predicted model, not a curated record
CGAUACAAGUACCAACAACUAUUCAACAACAUCGAUGACACCGAUGUUAAAAAUUGAUCGAAAUUGAUCCACCUCUAGUAUUUACUAAGUUGUCGCAUAGACGUAAAUAACAAUUUGCAUCUGCCAUACAAAAGCAUUAACUUAGAUUGCACAGGGUUUUGCAUUGCAUUAAAUCUAAUUCUUCUAGAUGUUGGCCAUUUUGUGAAUAGUCUCAGUUUCAGACACUUGAAUCCUUACCUACCCAGCCUCCGUCACAGACUGGGCAUGUUUAGCUUGGAUUAAAAAUGAUAACAUUGAGUGAUUAUAAUCGCAAAACAAAUUUUUGCUGACGUGCAAAGUCAGUCGCUAUUUUGACCGAAAGAAUAUAUUAUGUUAUAGUUAUAAUAAUAUGUCUUGAUCUGAAAUAUUUCUUAAACUUACUACAAAUAUAUAGAAGUUACAUAUACGAUUUUCUUAAUUCUGUUGCAAUAAUGAGCAAUAUGAUCAACAGUGAUGAACGUCCCCUAAAUUUUGAAAAAUUUCCGGAAUCUGAUGAUGAGCUCAAAAAAAGGUUGGAAAUAGAAGAAUUUAUUCAUAAAAACCACAAGCAAAAUCUAAGAUCUGAUGUACUUGUGAAGCUAUCCCUGGCACCGUACGGAUUGGUUAAUGACCAUUUUCGAAGGAUUUUAUGGCCGCAAUUGGCAGGAGUCGACGUAAACCGCUUAGGACAAGCCCCAACACUCGAUAAGUUGCAAUACCACCCAGAAUACAAUCAGGUGGUGUUGGAUGUUAAUCGUUCUUUAAAACGAUUUCCACCAGGAAUUCCUUACGAGCAACGAAUUGCACUGCAGGACCAACUUACUGUUCUGAUUUUACGAGUAAUUCAAAAGUAUCCUAACUUGAGGUAUUAUCAAGGCUAUCAUGAUGUGGCUGUAACAUUUUUGUUAGUGGUUGGCGAAGAAACCGCUUUUGCAAUAAUGGAGCAGCUCUCUAAGACACAUUUUUCGGAAUGUAUGCAGGAGACUAUGGAGGCCACGCAAAGGCGACUUAUGUUCAUGUGGCCUAUCAUUAAGUUUGAAAACCCAGAACUUUUUAAGUUCUUGCAAAGCUCGACUGUAGGAACUUUGUUUUCUUUACCGUGGUAUUUGACUUGGUUCGGACAUAGUUUAACGUCUUAUAAAGCCGUAGUCCGCUUAUAUGACUAUUUCCUUGCAUCGCCUAUUUAUACAUCUAUUUUUGUAACAGCAGCGAUUUUACUUUAUCGUUCAGACGAAAUUCUAAAGGAGGACUGUGAUAUGGCAUCAGUGCAUUGUCUCUUAUCAGUGAUACCAGAAGAUUUACCAUUUGAGGACAUUUUAAAAACCUCCAGUUCGCUUUUAAAUAAGUAUAGCUUAACAGUUAUUGAGAAAGAAGUUGAAGAGCUUAUUUGUCAAGAAAGGAUGCAAAGGAAACCCGACGAAGCUUUGAUAGUAAAAAGACGUCGACCGGCCACAUCGAAUAGAAUUCCUAUUAUAAGCCAAUGGCUUCCAAAUAUGUUAACUACAAAUUCGGUAAUAUUGACGACAGCUAUUUCUAUUGUAGUUGGUGUAUGCGCCUAUUAUUACAAGAAUCACUAUUUAGCGGCAGGUAUAAGCUAAGUAUAAAAAUAUUGUCAUUGAAAUUUGUUCUUUAUAUCGCGAUUUAAUCACAUUCUCCCGAAAUUCUGUUUUGCUAAAUACCUUUCUUAAAACAUUGUACAAUUUUACUGUCACCUAAUAUUUAAACAUUAAAGAUAUAUAACAUUUGAA